Molecule: messenger RNA, 1321 nt
Organism: Camellia sinensis
Lineage: Eukaryota; Viridiplantae; Streptophyta; Magnoliopsida; Ericales; Theaceae
Source: RefSeq, a predicted model, not a curated record
CAUAUGGCAGCUAGCUAGGGAUUUGUUUUUAGCAAAACAUCAAGAAGUAGGGGACUGAACGGUUCUAAAAUGGAUGGAGACAGCCAUAACCGGACGGAAACGCAGAGAACCAGCGCCGUCGAACCAUCCACGGCUUUGGCAUACCUCGAUCCUCAUUACUGGGAUGAGAGGUUCGCUCAAGAGGAUCACUACGAAUGGUUUAAAAACUACUCUCAUUUUCGUCAUCUCAUUCAACAACACGUUAAACCCAAUUCCUCCGUGUUGGAGCUGGGAUGUGGAAACUCUCAGUUGUGUGAACAACUGUACAGCGAUGGAAUUACUGAAAUGACAUGCAUUGAUUUGUCUGCGGUCGCAGUGGAGAAGAUGCAGAAACGGUUACUAUCCAAGGGAUACAAUGAAAUUAAAGUGCUGGAAGCUGAUAUGCUAGACCUUCCAUUUACCAAUGAAUGUUUUGACGUGGUUAUAGAGAAAGGAACCAUGGAUGUAUUGUUCGUGGACAGUGGCGACCCUUGGAAUCCACGAUCUGCAACAGUAAACAAGGUAAUGGCAAUGCUUCAAGGGGUUCAUAGGGUUCUUAAACCAAAUGGUAUUUUCAUCUCAAUCACCUUUGGCCAGCCACACUUCAGGCGCCCUUUAUUUAAUGCUCCAGAAUUCACCUGGUCUGUCGAGUGGAAUACAUUUGGCGAUGGAUUUCACUAUUUCUUCUACAUCUUGAAGAAGGGACACGAUACCAUCCAUCCAGGAAAGAGGAUUGCAGGCUUUCUCUAUUAGGAAGAUUUGUAUUUAUAUUGUAUUAUUUUGUUUUCCUAUACUUCACAAAACAAGUAGUCUAUUCAAGGUUCAUUAUUUGGCACGAAGGCUCACAACGCAGGUCCAUCCACCCCGGUGGGCUUUUACUCCGCCCAAGCCUGUAUCUCGGUCUGGUUGGCCUAGUUCGAAUGAGGUUUGGGUUGGGCCUAAGCCUAGGUUUGAAGCCCAGCGUUGGCCUACCGGCUCGACAUGUGACCCCAACAUAAAAUUUGAAAAAAUAGGGGAAAAAAUUAGAAGAUAAGCUUGAAUCUGUGUCUAUUGGGCUAAGCCUAUGGGUCGAGUUGGCCCUUGAGAAGCUACCUAUUGGCCCACCAGUGAGCUUGGCCUAUGAGCAAGGUUUUCAAAACCGGUCCAGCCUGGUCGAUUCAACCGGUUAAACUGUCGACCUGGUGAGGCUUCGGUCUGGUCAGUCCUCUUAAACCGUUCAAGGGCAAAAAUCGGCAUAUUUGAGGAGAACCGUUUAAACUGGUGGUUCAACUGCCGAACCGUUCAACCCGUUCACAGGUCAAUC